AUGCCCCCUAUAAGAGUGUUUAGUCCUCAAGAUCUGGAACAUGAAACGCUGAAGGAGCUUGAACUUGUCGUUGAACGCAUCUUUUCCCCGUCUGUCCAUGUGAAAAGCAUCGGUCUACUAGAGGGCCAUCUCCAUUCGAUCCAGGUCCUCACUCUCUCCAAUGGCAGCCGGAUCCUUCUGAAGCAGCCACCAAAGCCGACCACCCCUCUGUUGCGGCGCGAACAGGUCCUGCUAGAAACAGAAGCUCGAGCUCUCGCACUCCUCGAGAAAAGCGCAAUUCCACACGUUCCGUCACUGCUCCUUUACGACCGUCGGGGCAGUCUGCUGGGGUCUCCUCUGGUUGUACGACAAUAUACCCCGGGGGAGACACUUCGGGAUUUAGAGGCUGGCCUCAGUAUCCAAAAUCGCCAGGACCUCGACAGAAGCCUGGGUUCGCUAGCGAGUCAGAUCGGAGGGCACGUGGCGGAUUCGUUCGGCUUCCUGGAUGAAGUCGCCCGUGGGUUAGGCAAAAAGUCGUGGCGAGAGGUGUUUGUUGCCCUUGUUGAGAAUAUCAUUCGCGACUCGGAAGAUGUCUUCGUCAAUAUUCCCUACACAGAGAUCAGGCAACACGUCCGUCGUCUAUCGCCGGCUCUUGACGAAGUAACGGUACCACGGCUUGUGGUCAUGGACCUUGGUCGACCAUCACAGGUACUAUUAGAUCCGGAGACGAAGCAAUUCUCGGGGAUUAUAGACUUUGGGAACACACUUUGGGGGGACAUUCUCAUGACUGAAAUAUUCGAGGGCCCCUCAUCCGCAGUAUUAGAUGGGUUUGGGAGGCAGCCGAUCAAAAGUGAAUCGGAAAGGACUCGACAACUACUAUAUGCCUGCUAUCGCUCUGUGUGUCGAAUCAUCACGGAGUAUUAUCGACAUCGCAAUGUGACUGCCGAGAUUGACUCCCGACGACAACUGACGACGAUAUUGGCAAAAUUAUCUACAAUCAAAAGCCCCUGA
This is a messenger RNA of Aspergillus candidus, 990 nucleotides long. RefSeq names its product phosphotransferase family protein. The transcript is spliced from 2 exons. The coding region runs from base 1 to 990 and encodes 329 amino acids. The record is from RefSeq and is a predicted model, not a curated record. Lineage: Eukaryota; Fungi; Ascomycota; Eurotiomycetes; Eurotiales; Aspergillaceae.